AUGUCGGGAGCUCCGUAUAACUACUCCUACAUUUUCAAGUAUAUCAUCAUUGGUGAUAUGGGCGUAGGAAAAUCAUGCCUACUGCACCAAUUCACCGAAAAGAAAUUUAUGGCUGACUGCCCACAUACUAUUGGUGUCGAGUUCGGAACCCGUAUUAUUGAGGUCAGUGGACAGAAAAUCAAACUACAAAUAUGGGACACUGCCGGACAGGAGAGAUUUCGGGCUGUAACUCGUUCAUACUAUCGUGGGGCUGCUGGAGCCCUGAUGGUGUACGACAUCACAAGACGUUCUACAUAUAAUCACCUGAGCAGCUGGCUCACCGAUGCAAGAAAUCUCACCAAUCCGAAUACGGCCAUUUUCUUAAUUGGGAAUAAAUCGGAUUUGGAAGGGCAAAGGGAUGUACCGUAUGAGGAAGCGAAGGCAUUUGCUGAGGAAAAUGGCUUGACAUUCCUUGAAUGUUCUGCGAAAACGGGUGACAAUGUUGAAGACGCUUUUUUGGAAACAGCGAGGAAAAUCUAUCAAAAUGUAAAGGAUGGCAGCAUUGAUCUGAAUGCAGCGGACACGGGUGUACAGCCAAAACAGAAUUUGCCACGUGCGGCGGCUAAUGCAGGACAAGAGAAGAAGGACUGCAACUGUUAA
Haemonchus placei is the source of this 639-nucleotide messenger RNA. The record is from the annotation of a GenBank genome assembly. NCBI's taxonomy places the organism in Eukaryota, Metazoa, Nematoda, Chromadorea, Rhabditida, Trichostrongylidae.